UCAUGGAGGCCCCGGUGGUGGCACCUCUUCCCAGACAGACGAUAUUUUGACCCGAAAGCAUACAGAAUUAUUCUUUUUGACCAGAGAGGAGCUGGAAAGUCUACACCUCCGGCAGAAUUAAGAGAAAACACAACCUGGGACCUUGUCGAGGAUAUAGAGCAUUUGAGAAAACACCUGGGAAUUAAUAAAUGGGUAGUGUUUGGAGGUAGCUGGGGAUCCACGCUGUCUUUAACAUAUGCUGAAACACACCCAGAUCGUGUGAAGGCACUUGUCCUCCGAGGAAUUUUCAAUCUACGCAGGCGGGAAUUGUUAUGGUUUUACCAGGAUGGGGCAAACCAUUUAUUUCCUGAUCAUUGGGAAAGUUACCUGGCUCCUAUACCAGAGGGCGAAAGAGGAGAUCUAAUGGGUGCUUACUAUAGACAUCUGACCAGUGAUGAUGAAGAAAAGCGCAUCAAAGCAGCCAAGGCUUGGAGUAAAUGGGAAAUGGCCACAUCCCGCUUGUUAGUGGAUGAUGACCUAUUAAAGAGAGCUGAGGGAGACAUAUGGUCACAACAGUUCGCCAGGAUUGAAAGUCAUUACUUUGUACAUGGAGGAUGGUUCAAGACCGAUACUCAAAUUUUAGACGAUGUGGAGAAAAUUCGUCACAUUCCAGCGACCAUAAUUCAAGGGCGUUAUGAUGUUGUUUGUCCGAUGGAAACUGCCUGGUUACUUCAUAAGAAAUGGCCAGAAGCUGACUUCCAUGUAAUACCUGAUGCGGGACAUUCCACAAAGGAAGCUGGUGUACUUCAUCAGCUUGUAGAGGCCACGGACAAAUACAAAAACAUGUGACCUAGCUACCAUGAAGCAGCCUACAUGUCCAUAACAUAUGAUAUAUAUAUAUAUAUGUAUAUAUAUUUAUAUAUAGUUACUUUCAAUUGCACAUUUGUUUAUUUUCAUGUAUAUGUUUAUUUAAACAAAUAAUUUGGUCAUUUUGUGAUGUCGAAAUAUCAGCGUCACUCGCCAUUGUGUUUCUGUCAUCUGAACGAGUAUAAUCCUUCAUUUAACUUCAAUGAACAACAAAAUCUCUUUCUCAAAACUUCACACAUCGGUAUCGGGUCUACAUGAAACUAUUAAAACUUCAGAACAAUUUUAA
Molecule: messenger RNA, 1132 nt
Organism: Ylistrum balloti
Lineage: Eukaryota; Metazoa; Mollusca; Bivalvia; Pectinida; Pectinidae
Product: probable proline iminopeptidase
Exons: 6
Biological process (GO): proteolysis
Cellular component (GO): cytoplasm
Molecular function (GO): aminopeptidase activity
Source: RefSeq, a predicted model, not a curated record